UGAACCCUUCCGACUUUUUGGGGUGAGCAAAAACAACCUGAAACAGCCCAAGAGUCGUUGAUUUUUCUGAGAUAAAACUUGGGCAAAGUGCGGAAUUUCUACCACUUGUGCAAACUUCCCUCCUCAUACGUAAACUGUGGGCAGUCAGGCCGCGAGAAGCGAGAUCGCAUCGAUCGCCAUGUUGGCAGUGUUGGUUCUGGGCUUGGUUUCCCUCGUUGCCUUUCCGUUCCUCUACCAGAUCUUUCGAUACCGAUUUCUCCAUCCGCUGUCAAAAUUUCCCGGACCGUUUUGGGCCAGUGUGACGAGAUUGUACACGUCGUACUACAAUGUCAAAGGCAUUGAGCACGACCACCUGCUUGAUCUACACCGACAAUAUGGCCCUGUGGUUAGACUCACGCCCACGCUGCUGUCAAUCAGUGAUGCCACAAUGCUUCCUAAGGUAUACAGCCGCUACGCCGACAAGAGCCAACAUUACAUAACUGGGAGCUUUGGAAAGACGGAAAGCGUAUUCAACAUGCAAAAUCACAAGCAGCAUGCUCAAUUCCGCAAAGUGAUCGCUGGCCCGUACAGUUUCUCAAAUGUCAAGAGGAUGGAGCCUCUUGUCGAUGCUAGAAUAGAGGACUGGACUGAAAGAAUGGUCGAGAAAUUCGCCAAUACCGGUUCCAAAUUCGACUUUGCUCCUUGGGCUGUUUACAUGGCAUACGAUAUCAUCUCCGAGAUAGGAUUUGGUGCACCGUUUGGAUUCAUCGAGAAAGGAGAGGAUGUUGCUGGCCUGAUUAAAGGUUUUCAUGAUGGACUGCCCGCCUUUGGUAUGAUGGCUAGGUUGUAUCCUUUCACGAACUGGGUCAAGUCAACCUGGGUAGGAGAGAAGUAUCUCGUCGCAAAACCUGAGGACGAGAGCGGCAUAGGAAUUCUCAUGCGCUUCCGGGACAAGUUGAUCACUGAAAGGCUGGACAUGAUUUCCAAAGGAAAGGCACAGGGUCGAAUUGAUCUUCUACAAACAUUCCUUGACGCGCGAGACGAAGACGGGAAGCCGAUGGAUAUGAGUUGGAUCAAGGCCGAGGUACUUCUGGUGCUCCUUGCUGGAGCUGAUACCACCGGCACGGCAUUUCAAGGUCUGAUGCGAAUGGUCAUGUCUAACCCAGAAGUUUACAAGAAGAUGAUGGCGGAGAUCGACGAGGCUACCAAAGCAGGACAUCUCUCGAAGAUGCCGCAGUACGAAGAAGUGACCAAGCACUGCCCGUACUACGUUGCUUGUGUGAAAGAAACCAUGCGUCUCUAUCCAUCGGCGCCGAACAUCUUCCCUCGAUUGGUAGGUGCUGGUGGCUUGGAGAUAGAUGGCAAGUAUAUUCCUGAGGGAACAGAAGUCACGUGCAACCCAUGGGUCGUUCACCGCGAUACAAAAGUCUUCUCCCAGGACGCUAACGAGUUUCGUCCGGAACGCUGGCUCGAAGGCGCGGAGCGUGCUAAGGACUACGAUAAGUAUAACAUGGGAUUUGGCUAUGGCCCCAGAGUGUGCCUUGGAAGAGACAUUGCUCUCAUGGAACUCUACAAAGCUCCUAUUCAUUUCUUCAGAACGUUUCAACCGGAAGUGCUGGAUCCCGAAAACAUGGGACAGUUUGUUGUAAGAGGUGGAGUGGCCUACUGGACAAAUAUGUGGUUGAAACUAUCUCAACGCCUAAGUACUCUGUAAA
Molecule: messenger RNA, 1694 nt
Organism: Exophiala oligosperma
Lineage: Eukaryota; Fungi; Ascomycota; Eurotiomycetes; Chaetothyriales; Herpotrichiellaceae
Exons: 6
Coding region: 179-1693 (504 amino acids)
Molecular function (GO): oxidoreductase activity, acting on paired donors, with incorporation or reduction of molecular oxygen; iron ion binding; heme binding
Source: RefSeq, a predicted model, not a curated record